Striga asiatica is the source of this 666-nucleotide messenger RNA. The record is from the annotation of a GenBank genome assembly. NCBI's taxonomy places the organism in Eukaryota, Viridiplantae, Streptophyta, Magnoliopsida, Lamiales, Orobanchaceae.
GAUCUCGCUGAGGGACCACUCGCCGAGGAGAGUGAGCUGGGAGGUGCGGCGGCAAUGCUGGGGAGUCGCGGCGGCAGAAUCCAGUGUCGUGCGGCCAUGUUGGGGAUGCACGGCGGUCGGACUUACCCAUCCCCGCCGACCUUCUACACCGGCACCGCCGUCCAACGCCGCCGAUCACUAUCUAGAACCGUCGACUCCGCUAUUCCCGACUUCUCCAGCGGCCGCCACUCCGGCAAAGGCCACUCCACUCGCCGGAAACUGCAUUAUAUUCCUUACCUUCUCCAAUCAAAGCCGCUGUCGGGAACUGCAUCUGCUCCUCCGCCCGCCGCCUCCAAAACUCUGGUUACUUCUCCGAUCAACGCCGCCCUCAGCCCUCUCCAUCCAGUCAGAUCCGCGUCAAAAUCGAAACUCCAGCCGCAGUCCAAAUUACAGCCGAGCACAUCCGAUAUCGAGGAUUUGGAGACAAAAAAUCGACCGCCCACGAAGAAACCCACUGCGUCGUCGAGCUCGGCCGUUAGCCCCCGCCGGACCACCGUGCAGAUGCUCGUCGUCACCUCACUCGGCCAGAGUCCGACGCCAUAUCUAGCGACGACCUCACAAACUCCUUUAAUUAAUGUGUAUGGUCAGCCCCUCCGAAAGAGCGAGCCCCCGCCCGCCGGCUCCUAA